GUCGAAGCCCUUGGAGAAGCACCACUGCGGCACCCCGCCCGCCAGCGAGGGGUCGCGCUGCCACUUGCGCGCCGACACGUCGUUGCCCACCGCGUACCCCGCAAUGUGUGCCAGCGCCUCCUCCUUGGCGAUGUCCCUGCCCGCCUUCCCCAUCACGAUGCACAGCUCCCCCUCGUAGUCGAGCUGGUCGCCGUGCGCGGUCACGACCUUGGGUAUCCUGACGUCGGCGCCCCAGUCGUUGAUGGUCUCGGAGGGCUUGAUGAACACGGACGGGUACGGAGGCGGGGUCCGACCGCCUUCUUGAACUGUAUGUGCGGGGAAAAAGAGGAUUUGUUUAGUCAAGAGUUCUCCUGGCCCAUGGCGAGCUAAAACCGACCGGCCCCCAAGAGAGAGAGAGAGGUUCUCACUAUGCUUGAUGUAGUUUAGCCCGAUGCACCGAACGAUCGGCACGUCUGACUGUCUCAGCGGCCCGAGGAAGCUCUUGACCUGGAGCUCCUUUCCCGUCGGCGAGACCUCAAAGGGGCUAGGGCCUGACAGCUCUUUUGCAACCAGCUUUCCCUGGUCGAGCAGCGGGAUGAGUUCCGCACCGGAGCUGACGACGGGCUCGCCGUAGUGCUCCUGGCCGUCCUCGCCGAUAAACCGGAUGAUUCUGUUCCACGACAUGGUGGUGGUGGUGGUGAGGCGUGAUGUGCGCGCAAGAUGGGGCAGAAAUUGGAGGUAAAGACAGAGAGCCCGCGCGACGGGACCGUCCAAGCGGCAGUUUGGAAAUGAUCGUCGGCCUCCCUGGCCUCUAUCCUUGUCGGCUGCGAGCACCGAAUUGAAUCCGACUCAGCUCGCUCCCCGAUAGCGGGGUUAACUCCCCGAGACGAGGACCCGCUGUCGGGUAAGUCUUUUGUGGGACUUCUCUAGGAUCCAUGAAGUUUCGACGUCAUAUCACGGGCGGCGGCCUCACAGUUGGCGCUUCAACAUGAGUGGAUUCAUGGCCUGACAAAUCCGCCGCAAAGGGCCCCAAGGGAUACCAUGGCGGGGAAAAUGGAGCUGGCUGGCGACUUCUUGGCGCUGUCCGGCGUGGCUAUCUCGUUUUGCCGCUUCACUUCUUCGCUCUUGUUGCUUCCUCUAGAAGUAGGCUGUCAACCAGAGCCCACCGAGCCUCAUCCCAGCACGAAGCCUUCCACCAAUCCGCGAUCAUGGCAGAGCCAUAUCUUGACGUCGAGAACGUUGUCGCCAAUCUAACUAUCGAGGAGAAGAUCAGCCUCCUUUCGGGCAAGGACUUUUGGCAAACGAGGGACAUCCCACGCCUCAACAUCCCUUCCUUGAGAUUCUCCGACGGCCCCAACGGCGUUCGCGGCCAGCGCUUCUUCAACGGCGUCGCUGCAGCGUGUACACCUUGCGGCACCGGACUUGCUGCAACAUGGGAUGCCGAACUGAUAGAGCAGGCUGGGAGGCUACUGGGCCGGGAAUGCAUCGCCAAGGGGGUCCAUGUGCUGCUGGGCCCAACGGUCAACAUGCUGCGCUCGCCGCUAGGAGGCCGUGGGUUUGAAAGCUACAGCGAGGAUCCUGUGCUAUCUGGGAAUUUGGCCUCGGCCAUUAUUAACGGAGUGCAGAGCCAGGGCGUGGCCGCCUGUAUUAAGCACUUUGUCUGCAACGAUCAGGAGCACGAACGCCAGGCCUACAAUGCUGUCAUCAGCGAGCGGGCCCUGCGCGAGAUCUACCUAAUGCCGUUCCAGAUCGCGCAGAGAGAUUCAAAGCCCAUGGCGUUCAUGACGGCCUACAACCGGAUAAACGGACUGCACGUUAGCGAAGACCCCCGGAUUUUGCAGGACAUUCUCCGGCAGGAAUGGGGGUUUGACGGGCUGGUGAUGAGUGAUUGGUUUGGCACCUACUCGGCCGCCGAGUCUGUCAACGCUGGCCUGGAUCUCGAAAUGCCUGGGCCUCCUCGCGUGCGCGGCCUCAACGUCCUCAUGUCGAUCGGCUGCCAAAAGGUGGCAGAACACAAGCUGAACGAGCGUGCUCGCAACAUUGUCAACCUGGCAAACCGGCUCUACUCCCCCGACCGCCCCUUUGUCCAAAGCGCGCCCGAGACAACUGUCGACUGUGCCGAAACAUCGGCCGAGCUGCGCCGCCUCGCCGCGGAUGGCCUUGUGCUGCUAAAGAACGAAAAGAGCAUCCUGCCGCUUGACAAGAGCAAGACCGUCGCCGUCAUCGGCCCCAACGCAAACCUUGCUUCCUACGCCGGUGGCGGCUCUGCCAGCCUCAAGCCCUACUACACCACCACCCCGCUACAGGGCGUCAAGGAGCAUGUCCCCGCGGCACAGUAUGCUAUCGGGGCAGUCGGGUACAAGCAGCUGCCGCUACUCAGCCUUGUUGCAAAAACAUGCGAUGGGACGGGCAGGAAGGGUGUGCUGUGCAAAUUCUAUAACGAGCCUGCCACGGAAGCCAACCGGGUGCUGAGGGAUAUGGUGCAUACCGAGAUUUCGGAUAUGCUCCUCGUGGACUACGCCCACCCCGACGUUAACCCGGAGCUGUUUUACAUGGACAUCGAGGGUGAUUUCACGCCCGAGGUGACGGGUGAGCACGUCUUUGGCUGCUCCGUCCGCGGCACGGCCCGCGUGCUGGUCGACGGCGAGCUGGUCGUCGACAACGCCAUGAACCAAACUCUGGGCGGCACCUUCAUGGGCGCGGGCACGCGCGAGGAACGCGGGAGCAAGGUCCUGGAGGCGGGCCGCACGUACCAAGUAGUGCUGCAGUUCGGGUCCUCGCAGACGCAGACGGUCAAGAAGAAGGGUGCGACGGCGAUGCGCGGCGGCGGCGUCCGCGUCGGCUGCGCGCCCGCCGUCGAGUCCGAGGCCGAGAUCGCAAGGGCCGUGCGCCUGGCCGCCUCGGUCGAUCAGGUCGUGCUCGCCGUCGGCCUGACGGGUGAGUGGGAGUCGGAAGGGUUCGACCGCGACUCCAUGGACCUGCCCGGUCGCAGCGACGACCUUGUGCGCGCCGUCCUCGCUGCAAACCCGAACACGGUGGUGGUGGUCCAAUCGGGAACCCCCGUUACUAUGCCCUGGGCGGCCGAGGCGCCCGCCAUCCUGCAGUCGUGGUUUGGGGGCAACGAGGGCGGUAACGCGAUCGGCGAUGUCCUAUUUGGCGCUGUUAACCCCUCGGGCAAGCUGCCCAUCACCAUCCCGCAUCGGGUCGAGGAUAACCCGGCGUACCUGAACUUUGGUUCCGAAAACGGCCGUACGCUGUAUGGCGAGGACGUUUACAUCGGGUAUCGCUUUUACGAAAGGACCAAGAAGGAUGCACCGUUCCCCUUUGGCCACGGUCUGUCCUACACCUCAUUUGAGCUUGGCGGGUUUGGCAUAGAGACCACUUCCUCGGACCCCGGUCUCGAUGCAACCGUCAAGGUAGGCGUCGACGUCGAGAACUCGGGCAAAGUCCAAGGAAAGGCGGUGGUGCAGGUCUAUGUGCGCGCCCAAGCGCCGCAGGCCGUGAAACGCCCGCUCAAGGAGCUCAAGGGGUUCGCCAAGGUGUCGCUGGAGGCCGGUGCCAAGACGAGGACCAGCAUCGAGUUCUCGAGAAAGUACGCCACCAGCUACUGGGACGAGGAGCGCGACAUGUGGGCAUCCGAGGCCGGGGUCUACGAAGUCCUGGUCGGACAGAGCUCUACAGACGUCACCGUCGCCGGGAGCUUCACGGUCAACAAGCCAACAUGGUGGAGGGGGCUUUGAAAAAGAAAAAUGCUGUGAGCUUGCAAAUGGCUGCGUGGUAUAUACACCUCGACGCCGGGACAGCGCAGAGCCACAAGGGCCAACCCAUAUGAGGGACACAUCGAGAGCUCUUUGCUGCGGGCGUGGAGGUUGGGGCAAGUAGUAAAUAUGUACACAAGAAAUCAAGACGGACAAUUGGGGGAACCUGAACCGGAGGUUCCAGGCCCUAAAACGCCUCCUACUCUAUCCUAGCAGCGGCGACAGAACCGCACAGGCCGCGCCGCCGUUGCUCCUUCUUCUUCUUCUUCUUCUUCUUCUUCUUUCGUGGUUGGUAGCGUUGAGGGCUCGGAUUUUAAGUAUCGCAUUCCUCGGCCUCAUCGGUUCCGGUGGGAGCGGGCGCCGACGUGGUGGUCGCGGUGGGCUCGGCGUCACACUCAUCGUCGGCACCAGACGGAGCAACAGUCGUGGAAGCGGCGGCAGAGGCAGAGGCAGAGGUCGAGGUCGAGACGGGUUCGGCGUCGCACUCGUCAUCGUCGCCCGUGGCGGGCGCGCUCGUGGCGGUGGGCGCGGCGGCAGCG
This is a messenger RNA of Gaeumannomyces tritici R3-111a-1, 4276 nucleotides long. RefSeq lists its product as hypothetical. The transcript has 2 exons. The record is from RefSeq and is a predicted model, not a curated record. Bases 1188 to 3719 code for a protein of 843 amino acids. Lineage: Eukaryota; Fungi; Ascomycota; Sordariomycetes; Magnaporthales; Magnaporthaceae. Gene Ontology annotation, biological process: glucan catabolic process. Gene Ontology annotation, molecular function: beta-glucosidase activity.